This is a messenger RNA of Colletotrichum fioriniae, 855 nucleotides long. The record is from RefSeq and is a predicted model, not a curated record. NCBI's taxonomy places the organism in Eukaryota, Fungi, Ascomycota, Sordariomycetes, Glomerellales, Glomerellaceae.
AUGUGUGCGGAUAACAACACGAACGCGGUGGCUCAACCCUCAACGGCGGCGACUCAGGCAACGCAAUCGAACAACACGACCGAUCAUGAGGUUAUGAUCGUUGCUGAAGACCACGACGAGAGCGACGCUGCAUCAAAUCUUGGCAGCACCGUCGCAUCCUCGAGUACGAGUGUCAGCAGUUCUAUCCUAGAAUAUAGAAUGGAAAACGGGAGAACGUAUCACGCAUACAAAGACGGCAACCUCCAGCACAACCUCUUCAUCUUGACCUUUGAUAACAAGCUCGCGACCGCGCCACCCAAUGAUCCAGGAUCGAAGGUCGGCAAUGUUCUCGACGUUGGGACUGGUAGCGGUAUCUGGGCCAUUGACUUUGGAGAAGAGCACCCUGAUGCUGAGGUUUGCGGAGUCGAUCUUUCAGCUGUUCAGCCUGAGUUUAAUCUGAGUCCCGGAGGCUGCUUGGAGCUGAUAGAAUUCGAUGCCGUGCCAACGUCAGAUGAUGGCACUCUGAAGCCUGACUCUGCGAUAACGAAGUCGGCUACUUUGCUUUUCGACGCGGCAGCCAUUAUUGGUCGACCAUUCGAAGACAUUAGCAGGAUGAAGGAUGUCCUGAUUGAGACCGGGUUCGAGGACGUCCACAAACAGCUCUACAAGUGGCCGACAAACUCGUGGCCCAAGGACCCGAAGUACAAGGAGUUGGGGAUCUGGAAUCAUGAGAAUGCCAUCGCUGGCUGGGAGGGCUUCUGCAUGGCUCCGUGCACUCGGAUCCACGGCUGGAGCAGGGAAGAAGUUCUCGUUCUUAUGGCAGAGGCCCGGAAAGAGUUCAAGGACAGGACGAUCCACGCAUACUUCAACAUGUGA